AUGAAUACCUGGAAUUCGGAGUUAGUGAGAUCUGCCUUUGGAAGACAGGCAUUCGGUUACAUAACGAACUUAGAUGGAGAAAUUCGUCUCAACUCGCCGACGUUAGCGAACGUCUACAGAGAGAUUGCCGGGACCGAUGCAGGGAACGGGGCACUGCUUUUGAAGGCGCUUGAGAUCGCAAAGACCAUCCCACCUCCUAAGUUUCCUUACUCCCUUCCGACUUUCGGUUACGUUGUCCAGUGGUUAUCAGAGCUCGGGAAGUCGGUUGAAUUGGAAGGCCUACUACAAUACGCGGAUACGAACUUAAAUCCCACCUGGGAGAAGGGCGGAUUGUUUUAUCCGCGCAACGACCAGCCCAUAGACGAAUCUCACCGAUGGAGGCACAUGGACCGGUUUACCGGGAAUGCUGCCAUUGGAUAUGCCAGACUGAAUGUCAACGACGGCCAGAAAAUCAUGUGGGACAAACCCUGGACCCGCGAUAUCCUGGCUAGGCGUCCAUGGAUCGACGGUGUUGACCUGUCACAGGGUGUUGACUUUCUCCGGGGACAGUGGAACUCGGAGGAGAAUGCUCUAGUACUUACUAUAAAGACCUGGGAUGGCUCUGUGGUUGAGGUGGAACCAACGGCUCGCAAUCUUGAAAAAGGAAUUUGGGCGGUUUACAUUGCGGGUGAACUGCAGAUGUGUGUGGAGGUAAUCGAGUCCAACAACCUCACAUUUCGUGUGACUGCCGGGGAGGUUGAAGUCGACGUUGUUGUAAUAAGGGAAGACGGAGAAGGAGCGAAGUUAUGGAUAUGGUCGAAAUCAGAGAUCAACCAGAACCAACUGGAAUCAGGAUAG
Messenger RNA from Aspergillus oryzae RIB40, 837 nucleotides. RefSeq lists its product as uncharacterized. The record is from RefSeq and is a predicted model, not a curated record. Bases 1 to 837 code for a protein of 278 amino acids. The transcript is spliced from 2 exons. Lineage: Eukaryota; Fungi; Ascomycota; Eurotiomycetes; Eurotiales; Aspergillaceae.